Messenger RNA from Dipodomys spectabilis (banner-tailed kangaroo rat), 9286 nucleotides. RefSeq names its product von Willebrand factor (gene Vwf). Lineage: Eukaryota; Metazoa; Chordata; Mammalia; Rodentia; Heteromyidae. Gene Ontology annotation, cellular component: extracellular matrix. Gene Ontology annotation, biological process: cell-substrate adhesion; blood coagulation. Gene Ontology annotation, molecular function: protein dimerization activity. The record is from RefSeq and is a predicted model, not a curated record.
CUAAGGGUGGUCUCCCCACUGAUGAGUGGCCGAGUUUCCGUGGGACCUUGGAGAUACCCCCAGUCUACAGGACAGGAUGGUCCCGUCCAGGCUCACCGGGGCGCUGCUGGUGCUGGCCUUCACCAUGUCGGGGGCCGUGUGCAGGGAGGAGACUCCAGACCGGCCGUCCACAGCCCGCUGCAGCCUCUUCGGAGACAGCCUGAUCAACACUUUUGAUGGAGCCAUGUUCAGCUUCGCAGGGCGGUGCAGUUACCUCCUGGCCGGCGAUUGCCAGCAGCGCGCCUUCUCCAUCUUGGGGGACUUCGAAAAUGGCCGGCGAGUGGGUCUGUCUGUGUAUCUCGGGGAGUAUUUUGACCUUCAUUUGUUUGCCAAUGGAACCAUGAAGGAAGGAGAUCAAAAUGUCUCGGUGCCCUACGCCUCCCACGGGCUGUAUCUGGAAACGGAGGCGGGGUACUACAGGCUAUCCAGCGAGACCUACGGCUUCGUGGCCCGGGUGGACACGAGUGGCAAUUUCCAGGUGCAGUUUUCAGACCGACUCUUCAACAAGACGUGCGGGCUGUGCGGUGACUUCAACGUCUUCGCUGAAGACGACUUCAGGACCCAAGAGGGCAUCUUGACCUCUGACCCCUAUGACUUUGCCAACUCCUGGGCCCUGAGCAGCGAAGAGCAGCAGUGUCCACGCGCAUCUCCUCCCAGCAUGCUUUGCAACAGCUCUUCUGUGGAGAUGCCGCAGGCCCCGUGGGAGCAGUGCCGGCUGCUCACGAGCUCCUCGGCCUUCGCCCGCUGCCGCCCGUGGCUGGACCCCGAGCCCUUCCUGGCCCUGUGUGAACAGACGCUGUGCGCGUGCCGCGGGGGCCCGGCGUGCGCGUGCCCCGCCCUGCUGGAGUACGCCCGCGCCUGUGCCCACCAGGGCCUGGUGCUGGACGGCUGGACGGAGCUCAGCGUCUGCCACCCGGCGUGCCCCGCGGGCAUGGAGUACAAGGAGUGUGUGUCGCCGUGUGCCAGCACCUGCCACGGCCUGCCCGUGCGCGAGACGUGCCCCGAGACAUGCGUGGACGGCUGCAGCUGCCCAGAGGGGCAGCUCCUGGACGAAGGCCGCUGCGUGCAGCCUGCCCAGUGCUCCUGUGUGCAUGCCGGGAAGCGGUACCCACCGGGAUCCUCCGUCUCCCAGGACUGCAACACCUGCAUUUGCAGGAAAGGCGUGUGGAUUUGUAGCAAUGAAGAAUGCCCAGGAGAAUGUCUUGUCACAGGCCAGGGUCACUUCAAGAGCUUCGAUAACAGAUACUUCACCUUCAGUGGCAUCUGCCAGUAUCAGUUGGCCAAGGACUGCCUGGACCACUCUUUCUCCGUUGUCAUAGAGACCAUGCAGUGUGCGGACGAUGUGGACGCCGUGUGUACCCGCUCGGUCACUGUGCGGCUGCCUGCCCCCCACAACAGCCUCGUGACGCUGAAGCACGGGGGAGAGGUCACCGUGGAUAACCUAGACAUCCAGCUCCCCCUUCUGCAAGGGGACCUCAGAAUCCAGCACACCGUGAUGACCUCUGUGCGCCUCAGCUUUGGGGAGGAUAUGGAGCUGGACUGGGAUGGCUGGGGCAGGCUUCUGUUGAAGCUGUCCCCGGUUUACUGGGGGAGGACCUGCGGCUUGUGCGGGAACUACAACGGAAACCAGGGCGAUGAUUUCCUCACGCCCGCCGGCCUGGUGGAGCCCCUAGUGGCCGACUUCGGCAACUCCUGGAAGCUCCAGGCCGACUGCCAGGACCUGGAGAGUCAGGACAGACACCCCUGCAGCCUCAACCCGCGCCUGGCCAGGUUCGCGGAGGAGGCCUGCGGGGUCCUGAGGUCGUCCGUGUUCGAGGCCUGCCACCCCGCCAUCAGCCCCCGGCCCUAUGUGAGGAACUGCCAGUAUGACGUGUGCGCAUGCUCCGACGGCCAUGAGUGUCUGUGUGCCUCCGUGGCCAGCUACGCCCAGGCCUGCGCGCGCAGGGGAGUGGUCAUCCCCUGGCGCCAGCCCGGCUUCUGCGAGCUGCGCUGUCCCCCGGGCGAGCGCUACCUGCCGUGCGGGCCGCCCUGCAACCUGACCUGCGCGGCGGCGGCGGCGGCGGCGGCGGCGGGGCCCGAGGCCGAGGCCGAGGCCGACUGCGCGUGCGCCGAGGGCUGCUUCUGCGCGGCCGGGCUGCUGCGCGACCCCCAGGGCGCAUGCGUGCCGCGCGCGCGCUGCCCGUGCCGCCACCGCGGGGGCCUCGUGCCGCCCGGCGCCGUGCUGGCCGACGGCCGCGCCGCGUGCUACUGUGCCGAGGGCCGCAUGCACUGCACCGCCAGAGCCGGCCCUGGGGCCCUUGCGCUCAACACUGGCCUGGGCAAUGCCCUGUCCCACCGUGGCAAAAGGAGUCUCUCGUGCCGGCCCCCGAUGGUCAAGCUGGUGUGUCCUGCUGACAACCCACACGCCCAAGGAAUCGAGUGUGCCAAGACGUGCCAAAACUACGACCUGGAGUGCAUGAGCCCGGGCUGCGUGUCCGGCUGCCUCUGUCCCCCGGGCAUGGUCCGCCAUGACAAUCGGUGUGUGGCCCUGGAGAGGUGUCCCUGCUUCCACCAGGGCAGAGAGUACGCACCGGGGGAGACGGUAAAGAUGGACUGCAACACGUGCGUUUGUCGGGACCGGAAGUGGAACUGCACAGACCACGUGUGUGACGCCACGUGUUCCGUGCUGGGCAUGGCCCACUACAUCACCUUCGACGGGCUCAAGUAUCUGUUCCCUGGGGAGUGCCAGUACGUCCUGGUGCAGGACCAUUGCGAUGGGAGCCCAGGCACCUUCCGCGUGCUGGUGGGGAAUGAGGGGUGCGGUCCCCCCGCAGUGGCCUGCCAGAAGCGGGUGACCAUCCUGGCGGAAGGAGGCGAGGUGGAGCUGUUCGGCGGGGAGGUGAGCGUGAAGAGGCCCCUGGAGGAUGAGUCGCUCUUGGAGGUGGUGGAGUCCGGUCGCUACCUCAUUGUGCUCCUGGGCCGCACCCUGUCUGUGGUGUGGGACCGGCACCGGAGUCUCUCCGUGGUGCUCAAACAGACCUUCCAGGGGCGCGUGUGUGGUCUGUGCGGGAAUUUCGACGGGGUUCAGAACAACGACCUCACCAGCAGCAGCCUCCGGGUGGAGGAGGACCCCGUGGACUUCGGCAACUCCUGGAAAGUGAGCGCGCAGUGCGCCGACGCACGCAAGGCCCCCCUGGGCAUGGCCCCGGCGCUGUGCGGCGGUGACCUGGGCAGGCAGUCGGUGGCCGAUUCCUCCUGCAGGAUUCUCACCAGUGACCUCUUCCACGCCUGCAACCAGCUGGUGGACCCCGAGCCGUACCUGGACGUCUGCGUUUACGACACGUGCUCCUGCGAGUCGGUGGGGGACUGCGCCUGCUUCUGCGACACCAUCGCUGCCUACGCCCACGCCUGUGCCCAGCGGGGCCAGGUGGUGGCCUGGAGGACGCCCACACUGUGCUCUCAGAGCUGCGAAGACAGGAACGUUCGCGAGACCGGCUACGAGUGUGAGUGGCGGUACAACAGCUGCGCGCCCGCCUGCCCCGUCACCUGCCAGCACCCCGAGCCCCUGGCCUGCCCUGUGCAGUGUGUGGAGGGCUGCCAUGCACACUGCCCUCCAGGGAAGGUCCUGGAUGAGCUCCUGCAGACCUGCGUGGAGCCCCGCGACUGCCCGGUGUGCGAGGUGUCGGGCCGGCGUCUGGCGCCCGGGAGGAAGGUCACCUUGAACCCCGAGGACCCUGCACGCUGCCAGACCUGUCACUGUGAUGGUGCCAACCUCACUUGUGAGGCCUGUCCACACCCCAGAGGCCUGGCGGGAUCCCCCACGGAGGCCUCAGCCUCACCCCCGACCCCGGACGUGGAGGACACGCCAGAGCCCCCGCUGCACGACUUCUACUGCAGCAAGCUCCUGGACCUGGUGUUCCUGCUGGACGGCUCGUCCAAGCUGUCGGAGGCCGAGUUCGAGGAGCUCAAGGGCUUCGUGGUGAGCGUGAUGGAGCGGCUGCACAUCUCGCAGAAGCGGAUCCGCGUGGCCCUGGUGGAGUUCCACGACGGCUCGCACGCCUACCUUGAGCUUAGGGCCCGCCGGCGGCCGUCGGAGCUGCGGCGCGUGGCCAGCCACGUGAAGUACGUGGGCAGCCAGGUGGCGUCCACCAGCGAGGUGAUGAAGUACACGCUCUUCCAGAUCUUCGGGCAAAUCGAUCGGCCCGAGGCCUUGCGCGUCACGCUGCUCCUGACCGCCAGCCAGGAGCCGCCCCGCCUGGCCCGCAACCUGGUCCGCUACGUCCAGGGCCUGAAGAAGAAGAAGGUGGUGGUGAUCCCCGUGGGCAUCGGGCCCCAUGCCAACCUGCGCCAGAUCCGCCUCAUCGAGAAGCAGGCCCCCGAGAACAAGGCGUUUGUGCUCAGUGGGGUGGGCGAGCUGGCGCAGAGGAGAGACGACAUCAUCAGUUACAUCUGCGACUUGGCCCCUGAGCCCCUGCCCCCCGCCCAGCCUCCGCCCCAGGCCCAGAUCACCACGGCGAGCCCGGAGAUCUCGGGGAGCCCCUCCCCAGGAUCCCACAGGAAGCCUCUGGUCCUCGACGUGGUGUUUGUCUUGGAGGGCUCGGACAAAGUCGGCGAGGAGAACUUCCAGAAGAGCAAGGAGUUCGUGCAGGAGGUGGUGGGCAGCCUGGCCGUGGGCCCCGACGGCGUGCACGUGUCAGUGCUGCAGUAUUCGAACUCGGUGAUGGCUGAGUACUCCUUCAACCACACCCAGACCGCGGACGAGGUCCUGCACAGGCUGCGGGAGAUCCCGUACCGGGGCGGCAACCGCACCAACACCGGCCUGGCCCUCGAGUAUCUGGCCAACCGCAGCUUCUCCCCCGGCCACGGGGACCGCGAGCAGGCCCCGAACCUGGUCUACAUGGUCACGGGGAACCCUGCGUCCGACGAGAUCCGGCGGCUCCCUGGAGACAUCCAGGUGAUCCCCAUCGGCGUGGGCCCCCAUGCCGACGUGCACGAGCUGGAGAGGAUGGGCUACCCCAACGCCCCCAUCCUCAUCCAGGACUUCCAGAAACUUCCACGGGAAGCUCCUGACCUGGUGCUCCAGAGGCUGCAGCUCCCCACGCUGCCCCCUCCCCUGGACUGCAGCCGGCCUCGCGACGUGGUCCUGCUCCUGGACGCCUCCUCCCGCGUCCCGGCCGCGGCCUUCGAGGCGAUGAAGACCUUCGCCAAGGCCUUCAUUUCCAGGGCCGACCUCGGGCCCCAGCGCACGCACGUGGCCGUGCUGCAGUACGGAGCCGCCCCCACCAUCGACCUUCCUUGGGACGCGGCCCAGCAGAGCGCGCACCUGCUCGGCCUGGUGGACCUCAUGCAGCGCGAGGGAGGCCCCGCCCACAUGGGGGAAGCACUGGCCUUCGCAGUGCGGUACGUCACUUCUCAAGUCCACGGUGCCAGGCCUGAGGCCUUGAAGGUGGUGGUGAUCUUGGCCACAGACGUGUCCGUGGAUUCCGUGGAGGCUGCGGCCAGUGCUGCCCGUGCCAGCCGAGUGGCCGUGUUCCCCAUUGGAAUCGGGGAUCACUACGAUGCGGCCCAGCUGGGGAGUCUGGCAGGCCCCGCGGCCAGUGCCAACGUCCUGAGGCUCCGGCGAGUGGAAGACCUGCGGGACCUUGUCACCCUGGGCAGCUCCUUCCUCCGCCGACUCUGCGUGGGGUCGGUUGGAAUCUGCGUGGAUGAGGACGGCAACGAGAGGGGGCCUGGGGACGUGUGGACUCUCCCGGAUCGGUGCCACACGGUGACCUGCCAGCCCGACGGCCAGACCUUGCUGACUAGUCACCGGGUCAACUGUGACCGGGGCCCCCGGCCUUCGUGUCCCAACAGCCAGUCCCCGGUGCGGGUGGAGGAGACCUGUGGGUGUCGCUGGACCUGCCCCUGUGUGUGCACGGGCAGCGCCACCCGCCACCUCGUGACCUUCGACGGGCAGAACUUCCAGCUGACCGGCAGCUGCGCCUACGUGCUCUUCCAAAGCAAGGAGCAGGGCCUGGAGGUGAUCGCCCGCAACGGGGCCUGCGGCUCGGCGCCCAGGCAGAUGUGUGUGAAAUCCAUUGAGGUGAAACAUGGUGGCAUCUCGCUUGAGCUCCACGACGACAUGGAGGUGUCGGUGGAUGGGAGACUGGUUCCAGCCCCGUACGUGGGUGACCACGUGGAGGUCAGCAUCUACGGUGCCAUUAUGUACGAGGUCAGAUUCAACCAGCUGGGCCACAUCCUCACAUUCACCCCUCAGAAUAACGAGUUCCAGCUGCAGCUCAGCCCUAAGACCUUUGCUUCGAAGACGUACGGUCUCUGUGGGAUCUGUGAUGGGAACGCGGCCAAUGACUUCGUGCUGAAAGAUGGCACGGUCACCACAGACUGGAAGGGGCUGGUGGAGGAGUGGGCCGUGCAGCAGCCGGGGUACACCUGCCACCCCGUCCCCGAGGACGCGUGUCCCGUCUCGGACGACUCCCGCUGCCAGCGCCUUCUCUCGCCGCUGUUCGCCGAGUGCCACCAGGUCCUCGCCCCCGCCACGUUCCACGCCAUCUGCCAGCAGGACAGUUGCCACCAGGAGCGGGUGUGCGAGGUGAUCGCCUCCUACGCCCACCUCUGUCGCAGCCAUGGCGUCUGUGUCGACUGGAGGGCAGCCGACUUCUGUGCUAUGUCCUGUCCGCCAUCGAAGGUGUACAAGCACUGCGAACACAGCUGUCCCCGGCGCUGUGACGGUCACUCCUCCUCCUCCUGUGGCGACCAUCCUGCAGAAGGCUGCUUCUGUCCCCCGAACCAGGCCUUGCUGGGUGGCAGCUGCGUCCCCGAGGAGGCCUGCACGCAGUGUGUGGGGCAGGACGGAGCCCGCCACCAGUUCCUGGAGACCUGGGUCCCAGACCAUCAGCCCUGUCAGAUCUGCAUGUGUCUCAGUGGCCGGGAAAUCAACUGCACAUCCCGGCCUUGUCCCACGGCUAGAGCUCCCACGUGUGGUGCCUGCGAAGUGGCCCGCCUGCGCCACCACCCCAGCCAGUGCUGCCCGGAGUAUGAGUGUGUGUGUGACCUGGUGACCUGCGACGUGCCCCCCAUGCCUGCCUGUGAGGGGGGGCUCCAGCCGGUCCUGACCAACCCUGGGGAGUGCAGGCCCCGCUUCGCCUGUGCCUGCAAGAAGGAGGCCUGCCGGAGCCCCACACCCCCCGCCUGCCCGCCCCACCGCACCCCCGUGCUGCGGAGCACGCGGUGCUGCGACCAGUACGAGUGCGCCUGCAGCUGCGCCAACGCCACGGCCAGCUGCCCGCCCGGCUACCGCGCCUCCACCGCCACCGACGACUGCGGCUGCGCCAGCACCAGCUGCCUCCCCGCCAAGGUCUGUGUUCACCGAGGCACCACGUACCCCGUGGGCCAGGUCUGGGAGGAGGGCUGCACGCUGUGCACCUGCACGGAUGCAGAGGACGCGGUGACAGGCCUGCGCGCGGCCCAGUGCUCCCCGAAGCCCUGCGAGGACGAGGAUGGCUGCCGGCCCGGCCUCUCCUACGUCCUCCAUGAAGGCGAGUGCUGUGGGCGCUGCCUGCCGUCCGCCUGCGAGGUGAUGGACGGCUCCCUGCGGGGCGACGCGCAGUCUUCCUGGAAGAGCGUCGGUACUCGCUGGGCCGCCCAGGAGAACCCGUGCCUCAUCAACCAGUGUGUCCGCGUGAACGAGGAGGUCUUCGUGCAGCAGAGCAACGUGUCCUGUCCCCCGCUGGACGUCCCCACCUGCCCCACGGGCUUCCAGCUGAGCUGUGAGACCUCAGCCUGCUGCCCCAGCUGCCACUGUGAGCCCAUGGAGGCCUGCGUGCUCAACGGCACCAUCAUCGGGCCGGGGAAGAGCGUAAUGGUGGACGUGUGCACCACCUGCCAUUGCUCCACGCAGCUGGGGGCUGUCCGGGGCUUCAAGCUGGAGUGCAGGAAGACCACCUGUGAGGCCUGCCCCCCGGGUUACCUGGAGGAGAAGGGCCAGGGGGAGUGCUGUGGACGGUGUCGGCCCUCGGCCUGCACCAUCCGGCUGCGAGGAGGACAGGUCCUGGCGCUGAAGCGGGACGAGACGGUCCAGGACGGCUGCGAGAGCCACUUGUGCAGAGUCAGCGAGCGGGGGGAGUUCAUCUGGGAGAAGAGGGUCACCAGCUGCCCGCCCUUCGACGAGCACCGAUGCCUGGCAGAGGGCGGGAAGAUCAUGAAAAUCCCAGGGACCUGCUGUGACACUUGCGAGGAGGUGGACUGUCGGGACGUCACGGCCAGCGUGAAGUACAUCAAAGUGGGAGACUGCAAGUCUCAGGAUGAAGUGGACAUCCAUUACUGCCAGGGCCGCUGCUCCAGCAAGGCCGUGUACUCCAUCGACACGGAGGACGUGCAGGACCAGUGCUCCUGCUGCUCGCCGGCGCGCACCGAGCCCAUGCGGGUGGCCCUGCACUGCACCAACGGCUCGGUGGUGUUCCACGAGGUCCUCCACGCCUUGCAGUGCGGCUGCGCGCCCCGGGCCUGCAGCAGGCCGGGCACGGGAUCCAUAGGUGCGGAGCUGGUUGUCACUCUUCUGACUGGUGGCCUAACACUGUCCGGGGCCCGGGUGUCCCUGGCCACAGAGAAACUAGACGGAGAGCCGUCAGCCAUCCAUGGCCUGUGCCGGGGCCGCGCUCCGGACACCCCCAAGACGUCUCCUGGGGGUUGCGGUCGGGAGUACGAGCUCGUCAGCUCCUCCACGGGUCCGCCAGAUACGGACGAGUACGGCCGAACUCACCAGAUUCGCAAGCGCACAGUGAUCAAUAACUACCUGGAUGCCAGUGAUCCUGUGUCGUCCGAGGCCCGCCUGAGCCGCAUGCACUUCCACGACAACCAGAGGAAGGUGGACUACGUACUGGCCUACCACUACCGCAGGCGCGGGGCCCACGCGGGCCCCGGCUCACCCGGCCGCGCGCUGGCCGUCAUCUCCAACGGGGAGACGGGCAAGGAGCGCCAGGCCGGCGGCCCCGGGGGCGACAUCGAGUUGGGGCCCCUCGACGCCCUGGAGGAGGAGAGGAGGGAGCAGCGGGAGGAGUUUGAGCACAACCUGGUGGCGGCGGGACUGGAGCUGGAGAAGGACGUGGAGAGCCUGGGCUCCCGUUGUGGGGUUGUGCUGUUGGUGGCCAGCCCUGGCACCUGCCCAUCCCGGCAGUUCUGGGGCUGGAAUCGGGGCUCGCAGGUGGUGAUGGGCCGAUUGCUGCGUUUCCAGGCUGUGGUGUGUCUGGCUGUGGAGCCCUUCCAGGAUUGA